AUGAAUAGGUUUGGUGGGGAAAUGAGGUCCGUGACGAAACUUCGACGGAUGACCGGAACAACUUUCGCAGACCAGGAAUGUGAAUCCUUCGCAGUCGUUUAUCAACGAUUUCAAGGGACACAAUCAAUUUUUGGAAAUACUCGGCAUGUGGCCGUUGAAGACGAUAAAAAGAGACCAUGGGUUAGAAAAGACUCGGAUAUUUUGGAAAACAUGCAAGCGUUGGUUUGUGCAACACAAUACAUGUCGUUCAGGAUGACCACGCAGGCCUUGAAACGUACGAACCCUCCUCCCCCGUAUUCUGUGAUAGCUCUUCAGAUUGAUGGCUUUUAUUCAGAGGAAAAACUUCUCCAGAAAGGAAAUCACACACCUAGGGUGGUAGUAGGUCCCUCGGAAAUCAAACGUGGACCGCGUGAUCCCCACUGCGCCUGGUUGGGGACACUAAACAUAUGGCUGCCAAAAGACGUCAGUGGCGUUUUUGUUGUCAGUUUCUAUCGAGAUUGCCUGAGUGAAUGUCUGGAGAUUGUGGUGAAAAAAGUUGGUGGUCCGGGACGAGAGCAUUCAAGACUAACUCGUCCAUGCACUCUGUCGCGCAGCGUUGACUCGGGUACGUUGAAUGCGGUAGCAGCGCCUCGUAAAGACAUGCCUUGA
Opisthorchis viverrini is the source of this 648-nucleotide messenger RNA. RefSeq lists its product as hypothetical. The record is from RefSeq and is a predicted model, not a curated record. NCBI's taxonomy places the organism in Eukaryota, Metazoa, Platyhelminthes, Trematoda, Opisthorchiida, Opisthorchiidae. The transcript has 3 exons. Bases 1 to 648 code for a protein of 215 amino acids.